GAAUUACUGAUAAUAUUUUAUUUUUCUUUUCUCGUAUUUCAUGGGACGGUGUUGGAUUUUGGAUUCAUGAAUAAUUUUUAGUAUGACCUGUAUUAUUAUCAUUUUACAAUCAAAUAGUAAUUAAUAAUUGGCGCUAUGGGUGACUCCCAAAAUAACGAUGUGGCAAAUUCCAUAGCGACAACGGCCCCUUCGGGUCCUGAAGGAAAUGGAGGUGCAGUUUCUAAUACGACCGGAGAGCCACCCCCGAAUCCAAGACAACCAUCCAGACUGGAAUCAUUCCUUGCAGUCGGCAAAUCUCUUAUUAUUAGGGGAAUCAUCAUGUACUUUGUUUUCUCAUUUUUCAAACCACAACAGCCUCCGGUUACCACAGCCAAUGAAAAUGGGGUUAAAGUGGCUCAGAGGGCAGCUAGAAACAUAUUUCCAGAAAGAACUGUAAUGAACUUAUAUAUUUAUUUGUCUGAUAAUGAAACUAUGGACAAUUACCACCCUUCGAAUCUAUUUUGGUACAAAGAAGGUUUGACUUAUGGUGACUGGAAUGCUGGACCAUAUGGUGAUGGCUCUUAUGCUGUAGAAAAAGAUGUGCCAAUCACCCCAAAUAUGAGGAAUAAUGGCUCACUCUUCCUACAUGCAUAUCUGACCAGGCUAGGGUACAGCCCUGAUCCUAGUGCUGAUAAUUAUGCCAAACAUCAAAUGUCUUCAGUGAUGAAACAAUUAAACAGGUAUAAAAAACUGAAAUCCGCCGGAACGAAGAACUUGCUAACAGGAGAAACCGAGAAACUAGAAGUCGAAGACGGCAAAAUAAUAUCCCACUGGCACUCAAAUGUCACCAUCAACCUAGUAACGGACCAAACGCUAUGGACCUACGGAUCCGUACCGCCUCCGCUCGACCAGUACAUCAGGUUCACCGAAGACGGCCACUUCUACAAACCCGUGCUCUUCCCCAACGAUUUCUGGAACAUGGCCAGAGACUACAAGCCGCUGAACGACAGCUACACUCUGCGAGUUACUUUCCAGCCCCUUUCGCUGUUCAAAUGGCAGCUCUAUGCUGCACAGCACAUGAGGCAGAUGUGGAACGUGUGGGGCGACUCAGAACCGGCUCAGUCAGACGAGGAGCAGGACACGCUCAAGGAAACCCUCUUGGACACCAAUCCGUAUCUCUUAGGCAUCACCAUUUUGGUGUCGAUCGUCCAUUCUGUGUUCGAGCUCUUGGCGUUCAAGAACGAUAUCCAGUUCUGGAAUAACAGGAACUCCUUGGAGGGGCUUUCGGUUCGCUCGGUCUUCUUCGGGGUCUUUCAGUCUCUGGUCGUGCUUUUGUACGUUCUCGACAACGAGACCAACACCAUGAUUAGGAUAUCGUGCUUCGUCGGACUCGGCAUUGAGUUUUGGAAGAUAUGGAAGGUGGUUGACAUUAAGUUUGAGAACGGCAGGUUGACGUUUAAAGAUAAGAGCUCCUACGCGGAGUCUAGUACCAGGGAGUAUGAUAAGUUGGCUUUCAAGUACCUGUCUUGGGUAUGCUUUCCUUUGCUAGCGGGGUACAGCGGUUACGCCCUCCUGUAUUUGGAGCACAAGGGUUGGUACUCGUUCGUCUUGGAUCUGCUCUAUGGUUAUUUACUCACCUUCGGUUUCAUAAUGAUGACUCCGCAACUGUUCAUUAACUACAAGCUGAAGUCCGUGGCUCAUUUGCCGUGGAGGAUGUUGACUUAUAAGUUCCUCAAUACUUUUAUAGACGACAUGUUCGCGUUCGUUAUUAAAAUGCCGACGAUGUACAGGAUCGGGUGUUUCCGAGAUGAUAUUGUAUUUCUGAUAUUCGUGUAUCAGCGCUGGAUAUACCCUGUAGAUAAAUCUAGGAGGAAUGAGUAUGGGUACAGUGGGGAACCGGAGGACGGGCAAAAAAGUAUCGCUGCUACCGAAACCAAUGGGACGGUAGAGACGAAAAAGGAAAAGUAAGAAGGUAAUGCUGAAUACUGUGUGUUGUGUAGUUGCAUACGUGUAGUAUGAAUGCUCUGUUAUUCC
Phaedon cochleariae (mustard beetle) is the source of this 2013-nucleotide messenger RNA. The record is from the annotation of a GenBank genome assembly. Lineage: Eukaryota; Metazoa; Arthropoda; Insecta; Coleoptera; Chrysomelidae.